Messenger RNA from Echinops telfairi (small Madagascar hedgehog), 6323 nucleotides. RefSeq names its product kelch like family member 28 (gene KLHL28). The record is from RefSeq and is a predicted model, not a curated record. Lineage: Eukaryota; Metazoa; Chordata; Mammalia; Afrosoricida; Tenrecidae. Bases 226 to 1995 code for a protein of 589 amino acids. Gene Ontology annotation, molecular function: protein binding. The transcript has 6 exons.
GAAGCUGCUGUUCGGGCUUCAGUUGUCCACAGCUCCUCCUCCUCUUGUCGCGUGAUUCUUGAGACUCAGGUGAGAAAAGUAUUUGCUUUCAUUGCAUUGAGUAAACCAUACUGAAGACUGUAGUCUUACAUCUUCAUCAGUAGAGGGCUUCAAAUCUUCUUCACAUGUGGCAAGCAAGGUUGUGAACACUGCAUUCACAGAUUCUUGAAUCUUCCAUCAAUCCGGAUGCUAUGUUGUUCUUCAUAUAGUCCAGCUCAGAUUAUUUGCUUAGCAUUUAGAAUGGACCACACAUCACCGACCUACAUGCUUACUAAUCUAACUCAUUUACACUCUGAGCAACUUCUGCAGGGCUUGAAUCUUCUUCGUCAACAUCAUGAACUCUGUGACAUCAUUCUCCGAGUAGGUGAUGUUAAAAUUCAUGCUCACAAAGUGGUACUGGCCAGCAUCAGCCCAUAUUUCAAAGCUAUGUUCACUGGAAACUUAUCUGAAAAAGAGAAUAGUGAAGUUGAAUUUCAGUGCGUUGAUGAAACUGCUCUCCAGGCCAUCGUGGAAUAUGCCUACACUGGAACCGUGUUCAUUUCCCAGGACACAGUUGAAUCUCUCCUUCCAGCAGCAAACCUACUCCAGAUAAAACUUGUCCUGAAAGAAUGUUGUGCAUUUCUUGAAAGCCAACUUGAUCCUGGUAAUUGUAUUGGAAUUUCUCGUUUUGCAGAGACCUAUGGUUGUCAUGACCUUUAUUUGGCAGCUACUAAAUAUAUAUGCCAGAAUUUUGAAGCUGUUUGCCAGACUGAAGAGUUUUUUGAGCUAACACAUGCUGAUUUGGAUGAAAUUGUUGCGAAUGACUGUUUGAAUGUAGCCACUGAGGAGACUGUUUUUUAUGCACUUGAGUCUUGGAUUAAGUACGAUGUACAAGAACGCCAGAAAUACUUAGCACAGCUACUAAACAGUGUGAGAUUACCAUUGCUGAGUGUUAAAUUUCUCACUAGACUGUAUGAAGCAAAUCAUCUUAUUCGUGAUGAUCGUACUUGCAAACAUCUUUUAAAUGAAGCCCUAAAGUACCACUUUAUGCCUGAACAUAGGCUCUCUCAUCAGACGGUCUUAAGGACACGACCUCGCUGUGCUCCAAAAGUACUUUGUGCAGUCGGAGGAAAAUCUGGACUAUUUGCAUCUUUGGAUAGUGUGGAGAUGUAUUUUCCUCAAAAUGACUCAUGGAUUGGUUUGGCACCUUUAAACAUUCCUCGCUAUGAAUUUGGAAUAUGUGUUUUAGAUCAAAAAGUGUAUGUUAUAGGUGGCAUUGAAACGAACGUACGUCCUGGCGUCACUAUCAGAAAACAUGAAAAUUCAGUAGAAUGCUGGAAUCCUGAUACAAAUACGUGGACUUCUCUAGAGAGAAUGAAUGAGAGCCGAAGUACCCUUGGCGUGGUAGUACUUGCAGGAGAACUUUAUGCUUUAGGUGGCUAUGAUGGACAGUCUUAUUUACAAUCUGUAGAGAAGUAUAUUCCCAAAAUAAGAAAAUGGCAACCUGUCGCACCCAUGACUACAACAAGAAGUUGCUUUGCUGCAGCUGUACUGGAUGGAAUGGUGUAUGCCAUUGGUGGGUAUGGCCCUGCCCACAUGAACAGUGUGGAGCGUUAUGAUCCAAGUAAGGACUCCUGGGAGAUGGUUGCCUCCAUGGCGGAUAAAAGGAUUCACUUUGGCGUGGGUGUCAUGCUAGGCUUCAUUUUUGUGGUGGGUGGACAUAACGGUGUUUCACAUUUGUCAAGCAUUGAAAGAUAUGACCCUCAUCAAAAUCAGUGGACUGUGUGUAGGCCAAUGAAAGAACCCAGAACAGGAGUUGGUGCUGCAGUAAUUGAUAACUACCUUUAUGUAGUUGGCGGCCACUCGGGGUCAUCCUAUCUCAACACCGUGCAGAAAUAUGACCCUAUCGCGGAUGUGUGGCUGGAUUCUGCUGGCAUGAUAUACUGUCGCUGUAACUUUGGAUUAACUGCACUUUGACACAUGUGAACUUUGGAAACAGUGUGAUGGUGAAACUUGUGCCGCAUGAAAAGAUGACCAACUUUCAGAGAUCCAAACACUGCAUUGCUUUCGUUAACUCGAAGUGACAUGAAGAUGCAAAAUUUUGUUGGGUACUUUGAAUUAACAAGUAGCUUCGAUUGCUCUUGAUUACAUAGUAAAUCAAUAAUCAAAACAAAGAAAGACCUUGCCAAUUAAAUUGCUCGCUUUUUUUUUUUAAACUGAGACUGGGAUAAAAUAGUUUGUUUAUAAGUGUACAUGUGGUAAAACCUUGCUAUUAUUUUUGUUAUUUCUUUUCCACUUUAGCACCCUCCCUCCUCCUUGAUGUGUACCACAAUUUACUAGGAUGAGGGCGACUGCGAUGACUGAGUGUAUCGAGUGUCUGUACAAUGCUGAUAAUGCCUGUUGGGUGUAAAUUCAUAAUGCUUCACACUUUAAAAAAAAAUUAAUCCACACUUUCUUUAAACAAACAAAGGGCUGCUUUUUCUUUUGGUACUUUUAAAGGUUUUAAAAAACAUAACAUCUAAAGUCAUCUGGAUUUUCUUCCUACUAAAUGGGUUUCGCCUGGGGAUACAUGGCAAUAAGUUUGCAAGGCAAAUGCUUUUAUUACCAUGAUAUCUGGGUGCCUAUUAUAAGAAGUUAUAUAUUUGCUGGUUUUGCCUAUUUUAAGAUGGGCAGGCUAAUGUUGAAUGAAUUUUAGUUAAGCAUAUAUGCCGUAAUAAGCAUGGUUAUAGAAAGAGCUAAUCAUAUUCAUUUCAUGAUUUUUCUUUAUUACUACUUCAGUGUUGAUGUGAAUAUUUGAGAAAUGUUUAGUACCAGCCUCAGUGCAUGUUGAUCCCCUCCCCCCCACACACAUAUCCUUAGAAUUUAGUUUUUUGAGGUCAGUUUUUGCUUUUCAGUGUUCAGAUAUAAAAUGGUGCUAACUGUAGGAUCUAUAGCAAUGCUAUAACCAAUGUUUUUUUGGAUGUUCGGUAUGAAAAAUAUGCAUGACUUCUUUUGGUAGUGUUUUCCAUUCUUAAUUGAUUUGAUUAAUUUGUGCUUAUUAAAAAUGUUAGUGAAUAUACUGUUAAUAUCCAAAAAUCAUCUAAGUGGUCAAUCCUGACCCUUUCAUGGUUCCUGAAGAUGCAUUUUGGUCUUCUUUCUUCUAUGCUAUAUAUCACAUAUCCUCUUAAAAAUAUAUAUAUGCAUUAAAUAUAAAGCACUAUAGGCAAUUAUGCAUUACUUUAUACGUUUCUAGGUAACUGAGUAUUUUACAAUUACUGAGGAAAACUGGAACUCGAUGUUUACUUGAGUAAUGGUUCUAAAUUUGGUUUUACUUUAACUUAAGAAAUGAUCUUUUAAAACAAAAUUGUUUGUGGUAGCAAAGUGACACCUUAUUUAAGAGUAGGUUAAUUUAUUUUAUUUGAGCAUGUUUUGCUAAAUAUUUGUUAGUCUAAACACAUUAGCGUACAUUUUAUUAUGGUGUUGGUACUUGUAUUUUUGGUACUCUUGCCAUUUUCUUUCCUGUGAUUUUUUUUUAACAGUCUACAAUUAGCUUUGUAGUUUCUGCAAAGCUAGUAUAUGUUAUUUUUCUCUCUAAGAAAAAACUCACACUUCAUUUUUAAGUGCCAUAAUUCCCUAAACUAUUAAGCCAUUUGUAAUUAUAAACAUAGGUUCAUUUGUUAGUAUAUGUUAUUUUUUGAAAACUCUUUGUAGGUGGGCAGUUUGCUGUUUUCCUUGUUCGUCCAUUCAACUGCCAGUGUAGAUUUGAAUAUAUGUUACAAAACUGCGUAAAACCACCUUUCAUCAUAAAAGUAGUGUCAUGCUUUAAGAAUGUUUGCACAAAUUAUAAAACCUUGCAAGAGAUUUUUAAUCUUCUGAUUUAAAGUUCAACGGGAGCUACUAAUAAAAUCAACAGGCUGAAUAUUUUCUAUCUUGCUUGUUUGAAUGACAAUGAUAUAUAGCAAUAACUUUUUAAUUUAUUUAAAUAAAUCUGUUGGAUAGAAACCAGUUGUAACUUAUGAUUGGCUUAGGUUUUAUCUAAAUAUAAGCAAUUUAAAGUAGAUUUCAACACAUACUUAGUUUUAAAUUUACAAACUCUUAUUUCUGUAUAUAUCAGUGAAAUUAACUGGAUCCUGUUACUCUAUUUUUAGCCCCCACCCUAUGAAAAGUAGAUUUUGAGACUCUAGAAAAUUCUUUAAAUUUUUAGAACAGAUCUAUACUGUAUAUAGUAUUUUAAUAAUGUUUUACUUGGUUAUCACCCCUACUUUCAAAUUAGUAUAAGAUACAUAAUCACUUGAUAAAUUAGAUCAAAAGUAUAUAUUGAUAAUUAUUUUUGAAAAAUCUAAACUUCAUAGCUUGAUGAAAACUAAAUGUGAAAUGCCUUGGACAAUAGGAGGAACUGUAUACCAGAGAGCAAAUUAAGUAAAGUUGCAAGGACAGAGGCAAAAGAGGAAAUUUAUUUUCGGGUUACUAAAUCUACUGCACUGCUCCUAACAAGCCAGCAGCUAGUAACAUGACAGUAGAGCAUCCUUUUCAAUUGUGUCAGAAGCCUUAUAAUAAACUCUGCAUUGGCAAGUUGUGAAUUGAAAGCCAGAUGUUUCUUCUGUUCAAAAGGAUUACAGUAUUUUGUUAUAAAUUCCUAAAAUUGAUUUUAGAACUGAUUAUAUUCAAGCAAAGAACAGAAAGCUGUUUAAUGUUGCCCCGAAACAUUUUGGAAAAGAGUUAAUAAUGGGCAAUGAUAUGAGUCCAAUUGAUUGUAAGGUAAUUGCUUUCUCUAAUUAUUACAUGAAAACUUAAUCUGUUAGAAGUUUUUUGCUAUUUCAUAUUUGUUGGCUAUGUAGGACAAAAGUGAUAUUCAGCCUAGUUCAAAGGAUAUUUAAUGUAAGUUCCAUAUGUUAUUGUUGAUAUUACUUAAACAUAAAGAAAUACUAAAUUAUAAGGAGUGGUAUCAGGUGUAGAAAAUUGAGAGUUUCACAUGUGGAGUAUCUACUGUGCAUGUACAUUGUGCUCUGAGCUUAAUGCUAUAGGGCUAGAAAUAGAAAUGUUAACACUCUUCACUGAGUGUAAAGUUUAGGGGGGAAAGACUUGUACUUAAAUUAUGAUGAUGAUGUGUGAUUCUAAUUCCUUAUCUCCAGCAGUAUAAGAAGUGAUUAGAAACCCAUUUUUUUGGUAUGAAUUCUUUAGUAUCCAUUAGCUUUUAUUGGCAUGAAAAAGAAUUUCAGCAAACCUAAUGUUUAUAGAACUAUAAAAUUUUCUGGAUUUGGCAAUGUAUUUUCUAGUAGAAAAACAAAAUUAUAGAAACUUAAACUCUCUCUAUGUAUGUUUAUUACCUAUAGUACCAAGGCUCUGGAUAACACUGAGGAAAUUAUAUGUACAUGUAAUACUGUGUUUAUUUUAAAUUUUGGUGUUGGAUUCCUGGUAUUGUCACCUAAGUGCUCAUUUUCAGGAAAAUAAAAUUCUACAAUAAAAGUACUGCUUAUAAACUUCAGCCGCCUUGUGAUAACCUCUAUAACCUCCAUAACCGAAAGUAAAAGAUGUCACAUGUGAAAUUAAUUCCCAGUUCUACUUCAUAACCUAUUUACCCCCAUUGUAGCCAGCACUUUAAUUAGAUGUGAUUUAAUUAGGUGGAUUAUUCUGUGCUUGGAUAUAUAUUGGAUUUUCACUUACAGUAUAUUGAUUCAGUGUUGAUAAACAUUUAUUUGAAAAGAGUGAGAAACAAUAAGUUUUAAAUUAAAAAAAUAGGUUUAUACAUUUUCUUAUUGGUGUGAAUUUAGAAUUAAUAAAAAUCCAGUUUACAUCUCUGCAGAGAAAAAUUGUUAUCCUUAUGUCUUUUAUAUUUAACCUAGAAAUAAUUUAUUGUUAAUUUUGUCAAGUUAUCAUGUGUAAGUACCAUUUAUUUUAAUAUACAAAGCAAAAAGUUCCAAGUUUGCCUUAAAAUACAAAUGAAAUUAAAGAACUGGAUGAUGUUCCCUAUAUUUUUGCCUUAUGAAUUGUGUUGUCUCAAACCGGAGAUGGUUUUGGUUUUAACAGGAUUCUGAAAUUUUGUAGAUGUGGAGUACUAAUAUGUGUACUCUUGUAAAGAAUGUGAUCUCGUGGAUUAGAUUCAUGUUUAAGUGUUUUUGUGUAUGUAUUUUACCUCUGAUAACCUUUUUAGCAUUAGGGUUUUAUUUUUGUUUACAUCGUCAAGUGGCAUAUAAUUUGUUGAAGAUUGUAUUUUUUCCCCUUUAUUUUGAAAGUUUAUUGUUGCAUACUAUUGUGGUAAUGCUCUGUAAUGAUUAAGUUAAAUUUCAUCUAAUAUGAAAUGUUUAAAAUAAAUAUGGAAAAUGUGA